CCGCGUGAGUGUAUAUGAGAGAGGGGCGGGCGGGCACGGGGCGGCGGGGAUGGCGGAGAAGCGGAGGGGCUCGCCGUGCAGCAUGCUAAGCCUCAAGGCGCACGCCUUCUCCGUGGAGGCGCUGAUCGGCGCGGAGAAGCAGCAACAGCUUCAGAAGAAGAGGCGAAAGCUGGGCGCGGAAGAAGCGGCCGGGGCCGCGGACGACGGAGGCUGCAGCCGAGGCAGCGGCGCCGGCGAAAAGGGCUCCUCCGAGGGAGACGAAGGCGCUGCGCACCCGCCGCCGGCUGGGGCGGCGUCCGGACCGGCCCGAAGCUGCGCAGACCUGGAGCGCCGAGCUGCGGGUGGCUGUGAGGACGCCUUCCUAGCGAGCGCUUCCCCGCUGGCUUCUCCGGGAGGCUCCCCGAAGGGGUCCCCCGCGCCCGCCCUAACCCGGCCCGGGACCCCGCUGCCCUCGCCGCAGGCCCCGCGGGUGGAUUUGCAGGGAGCCGAGCUCUGGAAGCGCUUUCACGAGAUCGGCACGGAGAUGAUCAUCACCAAGGCGGGCAGGCGCAUGUUUCCAGCAAUGAGAGUGAAGAUCUCGGGAUUAGAUCCUCACCAGCAAUAUUACAUUGCCAUGGAUAUUGUGCCAGUGGACAACAAAAGAUACAGGUAUGUUUACCACAGCUCUAAAUGGAUGGUGGCGGGUAAUGCUGACUCCCCCGUGCCACCCCGGGUGUACAUUCAUCCAGACUCACCUGCCUCGGGGGAGACUUGGAUGAGACAAGUGAUAAGCUUCGACAAGCUGAAGCUCACCAACAAUGAACUGGAUGACCAAGGCCACAUUAUUCUUCAUUCUAUGCACAAAUACCAACCUCGAGUGCAUGUCAUCCGUAAAGACUGUGGAGAUGAUCUUUCUCCCAUCAAGGCUGUUCCAUCUGGGGAAGGAGUAAAGGCAUUCUGCUUUCCGGAAACUGUCUUCACAACUGUCACGGCUUAUCAGAAUCAGCAGAUUACUCGCCUGAAGAUAGAUAGGAAUCCAUUUGCCAAAGGCUUCCGAGACUCUGGGCGUAACAGAAUGGGUUUGGAAGCCCUGGUGGAGUCGUAUGCAUUCUGGCGACCUUCACUACGGACUCUCACCUUUGAAGAUAUCCCUGGAAUUCCCAAGCAAGGCAAUGCAAGUUCCUCCGCCUUACUCCAAGGUUCUGGGAAUGGCGUUCCUGCCACCCACCCUCACCUUUUGUCUGGCUCCUCUUGCUCCUCUCCUGCCUUCCACCUGGGGCCCAACACCAGUCAGCUGUGUGGUCUGGCCCCGGCUGACUACUCUGCCUGUGCCCGUUCAGGCCUCACCCUCAACCGAUACAGCACAUCCUUGGCUGAGACAUACAACAGGCUCACCAACCAGACCAGCGAAACCUUCGCCCCACCGAGGACUCCCUCCUAUGUGGGCGUGAGCGGCAGCACCUCUGUGAACAUGUCCAUGGGCGGCACUGAUGGGGACACCUUCAGCUGCCCACAGACCAACUUGUCCAUGCAGAUUUCUGGGAUGUCCCCUCAGCUCCAGUAUAUCAUGCCUUCACCCUCCAGCAACGCCUUUGCUACUAACCAGACCCAUCAGGGUUCCUAUAACACUUUCAGGUUACACAGUCCCUGUGCCUUGUAUGGAUAUAACUUCUCUACGUCCCCCAAACUGGCUGCCAGUCCUGAGAAAAUUGUUUCUUCCCAAGGAAGUUUCUUGGGGUCCUCACCAAGUGGGACCAUGACCGAUCGGCAGAUGUUGCCCCCUGUGGAAGGAGUGCACCUGCUUAGCAGUGGGGGGCAGCAGAGUUUCUUUGACUCUAGGACCCUAGGAAGCUUAACUCUGUCAUCAUCUCAAGUGUCAGCACAUAUGGUCUGAUAAAGCCUUUAAGUUAAACUACAUUUGAAUCUGUGUAAUGUAUUUUCUUUCUCCUUUUUCUUUUUCUGUUUUUAAAAGCAAUAUGGAAAGAAACUAUCUGUAGCUUGUAAAAUGUACAUAUAAUAGAAUAUGAAGGCUCACUGAGUUUUUUGACUUUCUCAUGAUGAGAUUGUAAUUAUCUAUGGUAUAUAUGUAUACUGUACAUAAAAAGCAUGUGAAAUAUUGCAGCCUCUAUUCUUCCCCCCAGUUUGUCUAGUUGCACAGAGUAUUGGCAUACAUAUAGUAUGUUUAACCAAAGUUCUCUGACUCUUUUAAAAACAGAAUGGUAAACUUAAAACUUGGCAGUGAUACUAACCAGAUAAAGACUUAUAACUUAAUUUAUCAGAAAAAUGCUCUAAACAGUUUCAUUCUUGAGUGUUGAUAACCAGCAAUUACCAGCAUAUACAGUCUUGUAAUUUCUGUUAUUCUUGGACACAGUGUGAGAACCUAAAAUGCAAAAGCCAGUUGAAGUCUUAGUAUUAGCUCUGAGGUAUUUGUAAUCAUGAAGGAUUAACUUUUGCAUUCCUUUUGCUCUUAUUUACCACAGAUAUUAUAUGACCUUGGGCCUGUAAAAACUCAUAACCCGUAAUAAUUAUUAUUUUCUUAAGGUAAGUGGAGGAGAGGAUUGUGAUUUUUUUUCCCCACUUUUCACUGGGCAUAUAAAAGGUACUUACUCAUCUGCAGAGAAUAAAUUUCCAGUAUUUUGGAUUAUUUCUCAUUUCCUUUAGUUUAUCAAAUAGACUGUUAAAGAGUGUCCUAUAAACAUUUUUAAAUUCCAAUUUUCACCAGGAAAGAAAUACAUGAUAUGAAUGGAAUGGCAAAAAGAAAAUAAAUCCACCUCUUUGACUCUUACAAAGGAUGCCUAUCUUUUUAAAUCAAGAGGAAUAAUAUUGUAAACUAUCCCUUAGGUUUUUGUAUAGUUUGGUUUUUCAUUUAGGAUAUAUUUUUUUUCCAUCUUGCUUUGAGCUUCCUGACCUGUGGUCUGUAUGUAAGGAAAAAGGCAUUUAUGCUACUUAUUUAUGUCUCAUAACUCCUACAAAUUGAAACCUUUCCCUCUCUGUAACCUUGUCCCUCUGUCUGAAUCUUUCCCAAAACAGAUAAGUCCUAGGCCUUUAUGGUGUUAAAUAACGCUGUAAGGAAUUUCAGGGGGUUAUCUCCAGCAAUCUGUCUUUUGGGGGUUGUGGUGCAAAGGCCAAAGCCCAUUACCUCUUGGAGGACUAAGGAGGAAGAUACUAAUUAUGAUAAAGGAACUAUAAAACUUUUAACCUCAACAGCAUUUUUAACCUCGAGAACCGGAGACAUGAAAACAGCACUAAUUUUUUCUUAAAAUCCCUAAAAUUUAUACAUGCCUUAAGAGUUCAAAACAAGUAACUUUGAUAGCACAUUAUGAGAUAAAUAGAAAAGGCUAAGAACACAUGAGGAGGAGCAGUUCUCUUCUGUUGAGAAGCUCAAAUGAGGUAUUGCCUGCUCAUUGACUCAUUACAUUUCAUGUAUUUGCCAAGUGAAAAGAGCGGGAUUUCAUUUCAUUGCUGAACAGAAUUGUUCUAACUCAUCCUGAGGGAAAGGGUAUAUAGCUCCUGAUUUGCUUCUUUACUUUAAAGCAGCACGACUGUUAGAUAUUUUGGGGAAUACAUUGUUUGAACAGAAUUUGCACAGGAUAUGACUCUGUUAAUAGAAAUUGACAAAUUUCCUGGUGGAUUCUGUAGCAAUACAUCCAAUUCAUAUUGUUUUUUAAAUUUAAAAUUAGCCUGAAGGGACAUGAAAUAUUUGCAAUAGCUGUAUCUAUGUAAGGUGCUUGUGUAUGGUAUUAAUAGUUUGGUAAAGAUUUGGGAAAAGGCUUUGAGAAUGAGUCCAUGCCAGCUUUAGUGCUUGGUAUAAUUCAAGAAGAGUUUUCCAUUUGGAGAAAACAUGAAAAGUAAUCUCUGUACCAAAUGUAUUAGUAAGGUGAGCAUUUUCCUUUUUGCCUAUUGUUAAUUUGAGAUGAUACCACAAUACUAUUAGAAUUAAAUUUUUUUUUUUUUGGUAAAAUUUAGUAAUAUUGUACAAAUGCUGUUUCCCUUAGGUUUUAAUUUAAAUAUUAAUCACCAUGUCA
Galeopterus variegatus (Sunda flying lemur) is the source of this 4004-nucleotide messenger RNA. RefSeq names its product T-box 18 (gene TBX18). Gene Ontology annotation, molecular function: DNA-binding transcription factor activity, RNA polymerase II-specific; RNA polymerase II cis-regulatory region sequence-specific DNA binding. Lineage: Eukaryota; Metazoa; Chordata; Mammalia; Dermoptera; Cynocephalidae. The coding region runs from base 50 to 1873 and encodes 607 amino acids. Gene Ontology annotation, biological process: positive regulation of DNA-templated transcription; regulation of transcription by RNA polymerase II; morphogenesis of embryonic epithelium. Gene Ontology annotation, cellular component: nucleus. The transcript has 8 exons. The record is from RefSeq and is a predicted model, not a curated record.